Zalophus californianus (California sea lion) is the source of this 3300-nucleotide messenger RNA. RefSeq names its product golgi reassembly stacking protein 1 (gene GORASP1). Gene Ontology annotation, molecular function: protein binding. Gene Ontology annotation, cellular component: Golgi apparatus. The transcript has 9 exons. NCBI's taxonomy places the organism in Eukaryota, Metazoa, Chordata, Mammalia, Carnivora, Otariidae. Gene Ontology annotation, biological process: Golgi organization. Bases 130 to 1440 code for a protein of 436 amino acids. The record is from RefSeq and is a predicted model, not a curated record.
GCAGGCGCCCACGUGACAAGGCGCCGGCAAUCGAGCGCCGAGAGGGCGAGUGCGCGCUGGUGGCGCCCGGUUGGGCGGCCGGGUGGGCACGGCGGUACGGGACACGGGCUGCGCCUCCGGGCCGCCGCCAUGGGUCUGGGCGCCAGCGCCGAGCAGCCCACGGGCGGCGCCGAGGGCUUCCACCUGCACGGGGUGCAGGAGAACUCCCCAGCCCAGCAGGCGGGCCUGGAGCCCUACUUUGACUUCAUCAUCACCAUCGGGCACUCGAGGCUGAACAAGGAGAAUGACACUCUGAAGGCCCUGCUGAAGGCCAAUGUGGAGAAGCCCGUGAAGCUGGAGGUGUUCAACAUGAAGACCAUGAAGGUGCGCGAGGUGGAAGUGGUGCCCAGCAACAUGUGGGGCGGCCAGGGCCUGCUGGGGGCCAGUGUGCGCUUCUGCAGCUUCCGCAGGGCCAGCGAGCACGUGUGGCAUGUGCUGGACGUGGAACCUUCUUCACCUGCCUCCCUUGCUGGCCUGUGCCCCUACACAGACUAUGUGGUUGGCUCAGACCAGAUCCUCCAGGAGUCCGAGGACUUCUUUACACUCAUCGAGUCCCACGAGGGGAAGCCCUUGAAGCUGAUGGUUUACAACUCCGAGUCCGACUCCUGCCGGGAGGUGACUGUAACUCCCAACGCAGCCUGGGGUGGAGAGGGCAGUCUGGGCUGUGGUAUUGGCUACGGGUAUCUGCACCGGAUCCCAACCCAGCCUCCCAGCCGCCACAAGAAGCCACCUGAUGCCCUGCCACCUGGUGCCUCGCCUCCUGAUGUCCCGCCACCUGGACCCACCCCCCAGGACUCUCCUGCCCCUCCUGGCCCAGAAAUAGGCUCCAGGCAGGAUGACUACAUGGAGGCUCUGUUGCAGGCACCUGGCUCCUUCAUGGAGGGACAGCUUUCUGAGCCUGGGAGUCCCAGCCAUGGUGCUGCAGACGUUGGGGGAUUCCCACGUCCCAUGGAGAUUCCUCUUCAGCCUCCCCCUCCAGUGCAGCGUGUCAUGGACCCAGGCUUCCUGGCCGUGUCGGGUCUCUCCCUCUCGGAGAGCAGCAGUGCCGGUGUCCGGCCCAGCCUGCCCUCGGCCACAGAGCUGACCCGUACAGCUCACUCAGCCUCCGGGCCCGAGGACGUCUCCAGCUGCGGUUCUCACGAGCGUGGCGGUGAGGCCACAUGGUCCGGAUCAGAGUUUGAGGUCUCCUUCCCGGAUAGCCCAGGCACCCAGGCCCAGCCAGACCACCUGCCUCAGCUAACCCUUCCUGACAGCCUCACCUCUGCAGCUUCACCAGAAGAGGGGCUGUCUGCUGAGCUGCUCGAAGCGCAGGCUGAGGAGCCGGCAAGCACAGAGAGCCCAGAUUUCGAGGCAGAGGCUGAGGAGGCAGCCAGCCAGGCCCAGCUCUCCACCCCCGAAUAACGCCCUUGGCUGUGUCGAGGCCCCUGAUGGCAUUUUGUGAGGCCUAGAUGUGCGGAAGCAGCUCAGGCCACACUCCAUAGCCCAGCCCCUUGCCUGAUCCCGGCCCAGCGUGCAGCUUCCUAGGCAAUGGCUCCCAGGAUGUGCAGGGACUUCUGCGGCUGUUGGGGGGGGGGGGGGUGCGGGGCUUGUGUCCACAUAGACCCUACUGGUGUCCAAGAGAUGACCUCCCAGCGUUAAUUGUGCCUGAUGGUCCUGGCUUUGGGGAAUCGGGCACUUGUUUGAGUCUCAAAUCCUUUUGGGGUGGUGGGAGGCUGGGAGCAGCACCCAGAUUAAGUUUUACAAGAGCUGGGGUAGGAGAGGAAAGGACUCUGCUGCUUGGGUGGGGCAAAGAGCCUCAGUGGGUAGGGAGAGGCGGCCGUGGGCCUUGGGGAAGGGCAUCUAUUGGCCACGUACCCUUGAGUCCAGUGCUUGCUCCUGCUCUGGUCACUGUGGCUGCCCAGGAGGCAGCAGGGUCCACACAAGGUCGUGUGUGCAGAUGGAGUGAAGGAGGAAGGGACAGGUCUGGAGUGUUCGCCUAACACUUGGCAGGGCAUGCUUUGAUUCUUGCGCAGCUCAGCUAGCCCUUGGGGACUCCCAUUACCAUCUCCUCUGUCCUGUGCCCUCAAUCUCUAUGCUACCCUGCACGGUUGGCUCCGGCUGGCUGACGUCCGCCAGUCACAGCCGGAGGAGAGAAGCAGUGACCUCGUCCCCCUCUCCUGGGAGAGGAGGGUUGGAAAUUCCAGGCCCGUCAGCAGACUCACUUGUCCUUGGACCACGAUGUUUCUUCCCCAGGGCCUACACCCCACAGACCCAAUAUCCCUAGUGAUGACUCCUGUCAGCUCCCCAACUUCUACAGCCAUCUCUUCUAAAUAGAUACAAGGCAUCCAGGCAGCCCCAGUGGUGAAUACAAAUGGCAAAUUUAAGCUCACCGUCCUAAGCAGACUCUCAAAGCCAGUCCUGACUGGAUCUCUUUACACACAGCUCCCACCCUAAGGGGGAACAAGGGGCCUGGACAAGAGUGGGUAAGGGCCAUCCCGUUCUUUCCCAGAGUAUGGAAGGAGGCUGUUCCCUCCACCCCCAGGUACCCGGAGAGGUUAGGACUAGGCCAGUUCUGCUCUCCCUGGUUCCUGCAGGAGGAGGAGGAGGGCUCCGUGCAGGAACAGCUCCUCAUGGCCUGAAGUCCCUCACCUGCCCACUUCUUGCUGAUUGCCACGAAAGCCGCCUCUGGCCUUGUCUUCUAGCUGCUACCCAGUUGGAAGUCCCACCUUUGCCGCUCGGCCUGUAAUGUGUGCACUUAACAGCAUUCAGAGUUCCGUUAGGCCCCCAGGACAAGGACUGUGCUCUGGGGCGCACAGACCAAGUAUACGCAGGGAAGGCCCCCAAUGGGCAAACACUUCGAAUUUCUAGCACUGUGACUGCAAUUUGAAGCAAGGCCUUGUCAAGCCUACCGUGGCAGCUGAUAAGCCUGCCGAACCCGGGAGGCAUUGUGUCCGAAGCCAGGGCUGGAGCUGGGUUCUGGGAUUGUCUGGGAGCCCAGUGUGCGCCUGCAGGGAUCUAGGAAGUAGAAAUGAAUCACCACAGGAUUCUUCUGAGGCCAGCUUCCCUGAACUGCAGCCUGGUAGUCUGGCCCAAAGUCACCCUCACCCCAGGAUUCUGGCUCUUCCCUCCCUCACUUUGACACACUCCCUGCCCUAACCAGGGGGAUAAAAUGGGUACUGAUGCUAAUGACUGCCAGGGUAAACAUGGAACCAGAAUUUCUCUGUAAUCUGCUAUGAAGGAAAAUGACAAGUGAAAGAAAUAAAGGUGUACUACACUUUGAAA